CUGAAUCUUUCCAAGUGUUAACUUAAAAAAUAAAUAUAAAUAUAUAGACCGGUGAUAAAUAAAAAUAUUAAAAAAUGACAAUUAAUUUUUUUAUUCCUCUAGUUGUACUUGUACUUCUUAAUUUAACUUCAGGACUCACUAUUCGUGUAGCUCGUCAAGUAGAAGAUCAACCAGAAGAAAUUCCAGAAAAUGUAAUUGUAAUCGAUGAGCCUAUAGAACCUGUGCGUGUUACUCGUCAAGUAGAUUUUCCACCAGAAGAACUUCCUGAGCAAAUUUCUGUCUUUUCAGAAAAUUUUCGUGUUGUUCGUCAAGUAGAAGACUCACCAAAAAAAAGUUGUGAUGAGGAAUUUGUAACGGAUAAAAUCAAAAACCAUCGACGUGUCGCUCGUCAAGUCAAUCAUCCGCCAGAAAUUCCAGAAGAAAAUAAAAAUGACCAGUACACCAAAGAAUUUUACUUUGAUUUCUAAUCUCCGUUGGCAAAUAAGCCAACGCAAAAAGUUUUAAAAUAAAACUUUAUUGAUUGUAAUUGUGCAUUAAAAAUAAAUAAUCUUUAGAAAAUAAAAAAACAAAAAAUUUAUUAUU
Microplitis mediator is the source of this 582-nucleotide messenger RNA. RefSeq lists its product as uncharacterized. Lineage: Eukaryota; Metazoa; Arthropoda; Insecta; Hymenoptera; Braconidae. The record is from RefSeq and is a predicted model, not a curated record. The transcript is spliced from 5 exons. The coding region runs from base 75 to 467 and encodes 130 amino acids.